Molecule: messenger RNA, 555 nt
Organism: Rotaria sp. Silwood2
Lineage: Eukaryota; Metazoa; Rotifera; Eurotatoria; Philodinida; Philodinidae
Source: the annotation of a GenBank genome assembly
AUGAAUAAUCACAACCAGUCCCUAUCAGCUGUAACUCAAUCAAUGACAAAACAGGCAGUCUCGAGUCCUCUAACACCACCAAGGAUGCCAGAACAAAAUCCGACCACACCAAUGAUAAAUUUUACUUUGGAAAAUAUCAAAACUGAGCAAGGUAAAGAUAUUGAUAUUCAACUCAUUAUCGCAGAUAUUCAUGCUCAAAAGAAAAAGGACAACUUUAUUCUUUACAACAAAAUUUUAUUUCGUCUUGCAGCCAAGAGAAAGCAUGGCACCAAGAACAAAGUUCCAUACGUACCGUCAUCAAUGAUUCACGCCGUACUGAAAGCAUUUCAUGAUCAUCCAAUGAGUGGGCAUUUUGGAGUAAAACGCACGUUAUAUAAAAUUCGUACUCGGUUUUGGUGGCCAAAUAUGCGUAAAUCAAUUGAGCAUUACAUCUCAUCUUGUCAACAAUGUAGGAAAUUCAACAUCCUACGCAGUAAAACUCCAGGUCAUCUCAAAUCAUUUGAUCCACCAACGGAUGUUUUUCAAAUACUACAUAUGGAUNUUUUGCCAUUUUAA